CUAAUUACGCGUAUUGUCUUUCUCUCUUUAUAAAUAUAGAGAUCGACAAGCAUUCCAUGAAAAAUUUCGAAUUUUAUUCCCCGACAGGUGCCACAAGUAAUGAAACCUAACGAAAAUAAAUAAUAACUUUCUUACGUGUCCAGAUCGCUCCAAGAUUGAGAAAUUUAAAUUUAUUCCCUUUGUCGCGAUACAGGUGGCGCCAGUGUCGAGGUUGUAUACCAUAUGAUCAUGUAUCACGUGAUAUAAACGGGUGCAUGCUGCGGCAAAUUGAUAAUAUAGCACCAUAAUGCUUAAAGAACGAAUUAAAAUUUGUUGCGUCUGCAAGAAGAAGGACGUUCCUUACAAAUGUCCUACGUGCAGGAAACCUUACUGCUCUGUGGCAUGCUGCAAAGAGCACAAGGCUCAAGUUUGCGAGCCUCCGAAGGUAUCUGCAAAUCUUGAAGAACCUCAGGAAUCCAACAAUAUUAAGCAGAGAUAUUUGUUUCCAACGGAAGACACUGUACCUGUGGAAAAGCUGGAGAAAUUACGUGACAGCAAUGAGCUGAAGCAAUGCCUCGCAAAUCCUCAUGUGCGCGAAAUGCUAAAGGAAGUUGUCCACAGUCGUGAUCCUACCAAAGCAAUUGCGAACGCCAUGAGAGAACCUAUAUUUGUCGAGAUGGCUGAUGCUUGUCUGAAGAUUGCGGAGUUGCCAGAAGAGGAUAGACCAUGCUGAGUGAUGUGUGUGUAUAUUUUCAUAUUUCCUAUGCAAAACUGUAAUAUAUUGUAAAACAAUAUCUGUAGAGUUUUCCAUUGUCUGUGUGCGACAAAGGCUAAUUAUCAGAAAACCGUAUCUUUAUAGAUAUAUUUUUUUUACAUAAACAGAUAUAAACGGAUCUUAAACAUGAA
Messenger RNA from Dinoponera quadriceps, 885 nucleotides. Its product is annotated as zinc finger HIT domain-containing protein 3. Gene Ontology annotation, molecular function: protein binding. NCBI's taxonomy places the organism in Eukaryota, Metazoa, Arthropoda, Insecta, Hymenoptera, Formicidae. The record is from RefSeq and is a predicted model, not a curated record. The transcript has 2 exons. The coding region runs from base 287 to 712 and encodes 141 amino acids.